Messenger RNA from Nicrophorus vespilloides, 4720 nucleotides. Its product is annotated as transcriptional activator cubitus interruptus. The record is from RefSeq and is a predicted model, not a curated record. Gene Ontology annotation, cellular component: nucleus. Bases 633 to 4661 code for a protein of 1342 amino acids. NCBI's taxonomy places the organism in Eukaryota, Metazoa, Arthropoda, Insecta, Coleoptera, Silphidae. Gene Ontology annotation, biological process: regulation of transcription by RNA polymerase II. Gene Ontology annotation, molecular function: RNA polymerase II cis-regulatory region sequence-specific DNA binding; DNA-binding transcription factor activity, RNA polymerase II-specific. The transcript is spliced from 10 exons.
UGUAAGGUCUGGCUGUCAACUGUUCUCUUGCCUCUAGUUAGUUCUCCUUAGUCCGCAUAGCCUCGUGUGUCGCACUUUACCCCAUUAAGCAACAAAACAUGCGUCCGCUGCCGCACACGUAACAAUUAGCAAAUGUCAUCGCGAUCAGCGCAAGAACUCUCAAGAAGAAAAAGUCGAGGAAGGAAGAAGGAGACGUUAAAGAAGAAGUACUUAUCGCUCUUCGUACUUACCACUCAAACGCAACCCCUAAGUUGAUUGCAAGGAUCCAAUUGUAAUUGCAAUCCUUUCAACAACAAACAAAAAAAAAACAUUUCUCCAAUACGAUCUGCAAAACAGAGGACAACCUUUUGAGCUGCAAGGAUAAACGGUGGUAAUCGUCCACCUUCAAAGGGUUGUUGAUUGUUUAGUAUUUUUUUAUUUGUUGAAACGAGCAGAGAAAGAGCGCGCGCGCGCUUCUUCGCCGCGAUGAAAAGCGAUUUCGCCGGAUGCGGAAGUGGGUGAUGUGUGAUCACAGUCGUUCGUUUUGCAAAUAGUUGUGUGUUUGUUGUUCAGUUGUUGUUGUUAUUGUUGUUUCGGUUGUUUGCUGCUGCUGCUGCUACUGCAGUCGGUUGUAGGUUGUUGCGCGUGUGGCUAUGCCAGAGAAAGAAGCGGACUUCCAAGCAGCGAUGUCGGCCGGUCUGCCGCUUCAGUUUCCGUCGGCUUUCGCAGCCUUCCACGCGCCUCUUCCCGUCGACCAAAGGACCCACGAAGGACGAUACGUCUGGGAUCCUAGGAUGCAGCCACCAGGAGCACCCUUUCAUCCACCUGCACCUCCAGGGGUCAGCGGCAGUCCCGGCGGUGGCCUCCAACUUCUCGGAAGGGAACUGCACCCUGCCUACCGUCUUCCACCCCACAUGGAGUACCUCUACUCUCUACAACAUUCGACCGCCAACUCAAUUCACGGGUUAGGAUUAUCUCCGGAGUAUUUGAGCGCUCGAGGAUUGACGGAACUUCAUCCGGCUUCGACGUUGGCGAGCAGCGAGUACCAUUUCAGCAUAGAUGGGUCUAGGUUGAACAGUCCGAGGCCCGGAAGCAUCAGGCAGUCGAGGAAGAGGGCCCUGUCCUCGUCGCCCUAUUCCGACUCCUUCGACAUCAACUCGAUGAUCCGAUUUUCGCCAAACUCUUUGGCUUCGAUCGUGAACGGCUCGAGAUCGUCCAGUGCGAGCGGCAGCUAUGGCCAUCUCUCAGCUGGAGCCCUCAGUCCGGCCCUCAGCGUCCAUCCGGGAGUUCAUCUUCAGCAGCUCCAAGCCCAUCUCAUGCGCAGUGCAGGAUCCCUUCUGCCGCUGCCACCAGCCCCGACGCCCCCUCAUCCCAUGUACUCUCUUGGCCAUCAUCCUUUGCACGUUUCCUCCUCGGCCUCCCACAACGCGCACAACUCCAAGGCAGACUACAGGAAGAAAUCAGACGCGCUUGGAGCCAUUAUCUCUGUGGACGAUGGAGUCGGCGUUGCUUCGCGGAAGGCCCGCAUCAAGAAGGAACCGCUCCCCAAUCAUCCGUGCAACCUCACGGCCAACAACAGCGAGCCCCAAGAUCCCGCAGAUCUCAAGGACGAACCAGGAGAUUUCAUUGAAACAAAUUGCCAUUGGCGGGAUUGCGGCACGGAGUUUCCGACACAAGAUGAUUUAGUCAAACACAUCAAUAAUGACCAUAUUCACGCAAAUAAAAAGUCCUUCGUGUGUCGAUGGGAGGGCUGUUCGCGUGCCGAAAAACCCUUCAAAGCUCAGUACAUGCUCGUUGUGCACAUGCGAAGACACACCGGAGAAAAACCACACAAAUGCACGUUUGAGGGAUGCAUCAAAGCGUAUUCGAGAUUGGAAAACCUGAAGACCCAUCUCCGAUCUCACACUGGAGAAAAACCCUACACCUGCGAAUAUCCUGGAUGUUCGAAGGCUUUCAGCAAUGCCUCGGACAGAGCGAAACAUCAAAAUCGAACCCACAGCAAUGAGAAACCUUAUGUGUGUAAAGCGCCUGGUUGUACAAAACGAUACACGGAUCCGAGUUCACUGAGGAAACACGUGAAGACUGUGCACGGAGCGGAAUUCUACGCGACGAAGAAGCAUAAGGGCAUCAACGAGGGCGGACCUGAUGAUAGUCCCACGGGUCUGGACUCCAGUCCGAGAAGCGAAGACAUGCACAGCCAUAAAACAGCUAGUCUCAGCAGUCCGAGCAUCAAGUCUGAGUCGGACGUUAAUUCUCCUGGACACCAGCAGCAGGGAAGUCCUCUGGGAGCAACGCAAUUGGCCGGAGGCGGAUUCCAGGAUGAGUUUCCGGCGGAUGUUGCCGGUAACGUUAGGAGGACCAUGGAUGAUCCGGCGUGGCCUUACGAUUCAGACGGCGGUUUGGAGAUUGACGAUUUACCGGUGGUUAUCAGAGCCAUGGUGCAAAUUGGCAACGAGAGAGGUGGAGGUAUUGCAGUGCAGGAUAGGUCGAUGAGGAACAGGCUGAGGCCUAAGCUUCUGGCCAAGUCAAAUCUGCAAACGCUUCCUCCGACCAUCCAAAGGAAAACCUUGGGAAUGACUGAGAUCAACCGCAGGAUAACAGAUCUUAAGGUGGAGGGUGGCAUCACGAACGGCCCUCAAACCAAGACGCAGCUGACCGAUCUGCAAGCAAGACUACAACCUCUCACCCAGGCUCAGAUCAGGAGGGACAGCAAUUCUACUGUCAGCUCUUACUAUGGAAGCAUGAAGAGCGCGGAUAUGAGCAGAAAGAGCAGCCUCGCCUCUCAGGCAUCCAGCAUGAGACCAGCUGCUGCCGCGCCCGGAUCAUUUUACGAUCCGAUCUCUGCGGGAAGUUCGAGAAGAUCCAGUCAACUAUCGACGGCCACCAAUGGAGGAGGAAGCGGUGGUGGCGGAGCAGGAGGUGGUGGAGCAGGAGGACACUCAAUACCGCCUCCGCCUCCCUCGCAUCUCCUUGCCGGACAAUUGCAGAGGCUGCAAAACUCUACAAACAAACCCAACCAAAGCAAUUUGGUCUUGCAGACUCAAAAUGUGUCGCUUCAACAGGCAGCUUUGCAACAGUCCUGGAUGUCAACGGAUAUGGCGUCGACCGUGCGGCAAUCUACUGCGACCAACAACAGCACGGAUACCAGAAGAAUGUCGGAGCCUUGUCACACCUUAACUGACAGGAAGAGUCCUCCACCGAGGCCCGCAUCCGUGAGUCUCUCCCCGAUGAAGGGAAGCUGCACGGAGCUCCAUCCAAAUCAGGCUGUCGUUCUGGACGAAGUUGGAGAAGGAGAAAUGGUUGAGAAUAAGCUUGUGAUUCCUGACGAGAUGAUGCACUACCUCAACCAAGUAGCGGACACUCAGAACACCGACUUCAACAUGCAGUGGAACGACAAAGCGAGCGUACCAUCGCCCAACCAAAUUCCUCAGAGCUUCCCCAUCAACACAAACGUCCUUUCACCCGCUUCGAAUCAGAUGCUGCAUUCGCCCGCCUCCAAUUUAAACCAAAUGAUGCAUUCCCCGGUGAAUCAAAACAUGAACCAAAUGAUGCACUCCCCAGCAUCCACUUUUAACCAGAUGAUGCAUUCGCCUUCAUCUAAUUACCAUCAGGCUCAAAUCCAGAAUCCGCUGAUGUCGCCGGCGCCAAGCGUCGCAGCAUCACCGGCUUCGAACAUCAAUCAGAUGGUUCAUUCACCGAUGUCUGUGAGGUGCCAUUCGCAGCAGAUGAUGAUGUCGCCAGGGACGAACGCGCAGAUGAUCAAAUCACCAGUCCACCAGAUGCCAAGUCCGAAUCCGCAGAACUGCAACAUCUACAUGCCGCAAAACUGCUACACGGUCAAUCAGCCCAACCACAACAACUCUUCUUGCUACGUGCAGAACAAUUGGGAUAAGAUGUGCCAGAAUCAGGCAGCCGUAGGUGGUGGAGUGUGUCAGUCGCGCAACGCUCAGCACGUAGAUUACAACGGAUACCAGGGAUCUGGACAUUCGGCGAUGCAAGGAAACGGGAACUACCAAGUCUGCAACAAGCAAAACGGUUACUGCGCGAGCAUCAAGAACGCCAACUACUGCCCCAAUCCCAACUACCCUUCGAACUUCAACUGCGCCCCGACCAUCGUCGAACCCAUGACUUCUCCGCAGGUAGCGGCUCAAGCCCCCAACGACCAAAUGAUCAAUCAACCGCAGCAGGCGCAGAUGACCAGACCCUGUUCGCACUACGACCAGCAGAACUGUUUCCGUUCGCCCUAUCCUCAGCAACAAUGCAACAGCUGCACUUGCAACAAGCAAAACCAAAUGUUCAACAACCAGAAGUGUUUCAACAAUCCUCCACCCUCCGAGAUCCAAUGCAAAGAUAUCUCGCAAUCUCAGAUGAGCCCAGGAAUAGUUGCAGCGGCUGCGGCUGCAAAUCAGCAGCAGCAACAACAACAACAACAACAGCCGCAGCAGAACCAAUCGGCUCAGCAGCAACCUCUAGGUAUGCGGCAAGACACCUAUCAGAGAACGCUCGAGUACGUGCAGAACUGUCAGUCGUGGGUGGGCAACACCAACGAAAUGGUAACCAGCAGCACGCAUCCUCUGGCGAAAUGCGCAGAAACGACGAGUUCCAACAUGAUCAUCAACGACAUGACCUCAUCCCUGAGCUCGCUCCUAGAGGAAAACCGAUACUUACAAAUGAUCCAAUAAAUUUAACAUUUAAAAGUACAAUAUUAUUAUAUACAUAUAAACAGACAAAUAUAUUUAAA